AUGCACGGCAGCCAGUUGCCCAGCCACCGCACCAACCGUGCAAUCUCAGUCUCAGUCGUCAAAUGCCCGAGCGUACGGCGCGUAGCGUUCCGCGCGCGCCUCAAAGAGCCAAUAGACCACCACAGACGGGGCCCUAAAGGGCUGAUGUUCAGCCGGGGUUGCAGGGUAAGCGCAAUGAGGUACCGCGACCUCGGCACAGAGCAGGAGAAGGAACAGGGGGGGGAAUCAAGUUCCGAGCCGGGGAGAUUUGAAAAAUUUUCCAUCGGGAUGUCUGGGAUGAUAACAAAGCUGUCAAAGGCUAGUCAGCCCCAGCCGCUACCCCUGGACAACAACCCCAUCCUCCAAUACUUCGAGGUGGGGGCGGAGAGUAGCACGGCUGGCCCUGGUCUAAUCUGGCGCAUCCACGAUGCGUACCGGAAAAGCGAUGGGAAGAGUCGAUCUCCGGCCACUGUAAGCGCGGGCGUGCCGACCAGAUCCAAACCCGACCGGAAGGCGCGUAGCGUUCCGCGCGCGCCUCAAAGAGCCAAUAGUGGUCUAUUACAGAUGGGGCCCUAUAGGGCUGUUGUUCAGCCAAGGUUGCGGGUUAAGCGCACUGAGUCAGCGCGGCCUCGGCCCAGAGCAGGAGAAGGAACGGGCGGGUUUUUAGUCAGUAAGAAUGACACUCUCUCUCGCCUUACCCUGGGCGGGAAAGGCCAUUUGACGAUUUUCCACUGCCAAAAAAAAUAG
This is a messenger RNA of Spodoptera exigua (beet armyworm), 726 nucleotides long. The record is from the annotation of a GenBank genome assembly. NCBI's taxonomy places the organism in Eukaryota, Metazoa, Arthropoda, Insecta, Lepidoptera, Noctuidae.